Messenger RNA from Setaria italica (foxtail millet), 1904 nucleotides. RefSeq names its product probable sarcosine oxidase. The record is from RefSeq and is a predicted model, not a curated record. The transcript has a single exon. NCBI's taxonomy places the organism in Eukaryota, Viridiplantae, Streptophyta, Magnoliopsida, Poales, Poaceae. Gene Ontology annotation, molecular function: flavin adenine dinucleotide binding; sarcosine oxidase activity. Bases 491 to 1729 code for a protein of 412 amino acids.
GCAGCAGGUGUGUUGCACCUUACAGGCUUACACUCCACGGGGAGGCUGUUUGCAUAUAAGAAGCUAGCCAUGCCAUGCCACCCGCGAUAUUAUGCACAGGUUUUCUUUCUUUCUUUUUCUGAAUCGCUUCAAAUUAUUUAGAAAUAGCGGCAGCUCACAUUUACGAUUUAAAAGUCCAAUCUCUCAGUCGACAAAGUACUUCCAUCCAAGAUUGGAAGUUGACAUUUUGGCAUAUGCGCUCACUGGGUUCCAAUGGUUCAUCGAUAAAGAUGUACUGUAAUUUGUAUGGAGAAAAUAACUCCAGUACAAAUCAGAAACGCAAUCCCUUCUAUGACAAGUUACAAUUUGGCAACGUUGCACUUGCACACCAACUCCCAAGUCCCAAGCUCACCUAUAUAUAAAUCCACUCUGUGCAACUAUAGUUAGCGGUAGCACACUCGUCUGCUCACUUCGCAUCCAAAGGUCACCACACCAACCCAGCGUUCGCACCAUGGCCGCGCCCGCAGAAGCUCCCGAGACCGCCGCCGCCGCCGCGGGCCGCCGUUUCGACUACGACGUGAUCGUGGUGGGAGCCGGCAUCAUGGGCAGCUGCGCGGCGCACGAGGCGGCGUCCCGCGGCGCGCGCGCCCUGCUCCUGGAGCGCUUCGACCUCCUUCACCACCUCGGCUCCUCGCACGGCGAGUCCCGCACCAUCCGCGACGCGUACCCGAAGGCGCAGUACCCGCCCAUGGUGCGGCUCGCCCGCCGCCUCUGGGCGGACGCCGAGGCCGAGUCCGGCUACCGCGUCCUCACCCCGGCGCCGCAGCUCUCAAUGGGCCCGCGCGACAGUGCCGCGCUCGCCGCCGCCGUCGGGAACGCCGGCGCCGAGGAGGUGGACCUGGCCCGGAGGUGGGGAGGCGCCUUCCGCGUCCCGGACGGGUGGCUAGCCGCGGCGAGCGAGCACGGCGGCGGUGUGAUCAACGCCACCAAGGCGGUGGCCAUGUUCCAGGCGCUCGCCGUCAAGAAGGGCGCCGUGGUCAGGGACAACGCCGAGGUCGUCGGCAUCGAGAAGGGGCCCGAGGGCGGCGUCGUGGUGAGGACGAGCGCUGGCGAGGAGUUCCGCGGCGCCAAGUGCGUCGUCACGGUGGGCGCCUGGGCGAGCAAGCUGCUCAGGUCCGUCGCCGGCGUGGAGCUCCCCAUCCAGCCGCUGCACACGAUGGUCCUGUACUGGCGCAUCAAGCCCGGGCGCGAGCUCGAGCUCGCGGCGGGGUCCGGCUUUCCGACGUUCUCCAGCUACGGCGACCCGCACGUGUACAGCACGCCGUCGCUGGAGCUGCCGGGACUGAUCAAGAUCAACUACGACGGCGGCCCGCCGUGCGACCCCGACAGCCGCGAUUGGGCCUGCGGAGGCGGCGACGUGGCGGAGCGGGUGGCCCGGUGGAUCGAGGAGUUCAUGCCCGACCACGUCGAGGCCGCCGGCGGGCCGGUGAUCCGGCAGUCGUGCAUGUACUCCAUGACGCCGGACAAAGACUUCGUGAUCGACUUCCUUGGCGGUGAGUUCGGGGAGGAUGUGGUGGUCGGGGCCGGAUUCUCUGGACACGGGUUCAAGAUGGGGCCGUCGGUGGGGAGGAUCCUGGCCGAGAUGGCCAUCGACGGCAAGGCCAGUACGGCCGCAGAGGCCGGCGUGGAGCUCGGUCACUUCAGGAUAAAGCGGUUCGAGGAUAACCCCAUGGGAAACGCCAAGGAUUAACGAACUGGAAUGCUGGCUGGACCAGUGAUACGUUUCUUUGUGAUUAUUCUGGUUGGUCGUAUUUGGGAGGUUAAUUUAAUCAGCGAGCGUUUUUUUUACUGCGGAAUAUAUUAAUAAAGAAGAUUGUAUUAAUAAAGAAUAUGAAGUUAAGAUUGGACGGAAAUAUAAAAAAAAU